CAACAAUUCGUGAAUCGAAAAUCUUUAAAAGAUAUCACGAACUUUACCGUCUAUAAAAGAGUCAAUUCGUCACUCGGCCCACGAAGGAAGUUGUCAACAAUGUCGGCGCCGUGCAGAUAUGCAGCUCGAAGCUGCGCGCGAUCAAUUCGCCCCAGCACUUCUCUCCGAGCUUCAUCUUCCUUCAUGCAGACCACAACCCCCACGAUACAGCGACGGCACGAGACAACGGCAGCCCCUACGAACCCUAAGAUCUCCGGUAUCGUCGACCAAAUCAGCCAAUUGACUCUUCUUGAGACCGCCGACUUGGUUUCCAGCUUAAAGUCGCGACUCAAUAUUCCCGAUCUACCUGUUGGAGGAUUUGCCGCUGCGCCAGCUGCCGCCCCCGCCGCAGCGGAAGAGGCCGACGAACCUGCUCCGGCUGCCCAGGAGAAGACUCUAUUCAGCGUGAAGCUACAAUCCUUCGACGCGGCCGCGAAGGCGAAGAUCAUCAAGGAGGUCAAGGGCUUGUUAGGGUUGAGUUUGGUCGACAGCAAGAAGUUUGUGGAGAGUGCGCCCAAGAUGAUGAAGGACGCAGUACCGAAGGAAGAGGCCGAGAAGAUCGUAGCUACUAUGAAGGAACUAGGAGCCGUUGUCGUUAUGGACUAAUCGAUCUACCCUCGAAAAGAAAGAACUUAAACGACCAUGUGUAUACAUAUGAAAUAUACUGUAUAACAAUACGAAGACUCUGGGUAGUGCUAGGAACGUUGGUCUCAAGCGAAAGCCAUCAAUUCCAGUCGUCCCUAUAUACUCCAGCUUUAUGUAUAAGGCCUAUCGAAUG
This is a messenger RNA of Annulohypoxylon truncatum, 817 nucleotides long. RefSeq names its product ClpS-like protein. Gene Ontology annotation, cellular component: ribosome. The transcript is spliced from 2 exons. NCBI's taxonomy places the organism in Eukaryota, Fungi, Ascomycota, Sordariomycetes, Xylariales, Hypoxylaceae. Gene Ontology annotation, molecular function: structural constituent of ribosome. The record is from RefSeq and is a predicted model, not a curated record. The coding region runs from base 100 to 645 and encodes 181 amino acids. Gene Ontology annotation, biological process: translation.